AUGCUAACGAGGGACUGCCUGCUGCUGUUCCUGUGGAUCCUCGUCAACGCAGGCUCAGUCUCGUCCUCGCGCCCCCCCUCACCGCCGCUGGGACGGAGCCGGGCGGGCAGGGAGCACGCCAGGGGCUUGGUGGGCUCCAUGAGGAAUGGGGGGGCCGGAUACCAGCGGGUCAAGAGGGGCUGGGUGUGGAACCAGUUCUUCGUCCUGGAGGAGUACAUGGGGUCCGACCCGCAGUAUGUGGGAAAGCUGCACACUGACCUUGAUAAGGGGGACAGUGUGGUGAAGUACACGCUCUCGGGGGACGGGGCCGGCUCCAUUUUCACAAUUGACCAGACGACAGGGGACAUCCAUGCCUUAAGGAGUCUUGACAGGGAGGAGAAGCCUUACUACACCCUGCGCGCCCAGGUUGUCGACCUCAGCUCCGAUCGGCCGCUCGAGCCCGAAUCUGAAUUUGUAAUCAAGGUCCAAGACAUCAACGACAACGAGCCAAAGUUCCUGGAGGGGCCGUACAGGGCCAGCGUCCCCGAGAUGUCCCCAGUAGGGACGUAUGUGACACAGGUGACAGCCACCGACGCCGACGACCCCACGUACGGGAACAGCGCUCGGGUGGUGUACAGCAUCCUGCACGGACAGCCCUACUUCUCUGUCGACCCCAAAACAGGGGUUAUAAAGACAGCCUUGCCCAACAUGGACAGAGAGGUGAAGGAACAGUACCAGGUAUUAAUCCAGGCCAAGGACAUGGGGGGGCAGCUGGGGGGGCUGGCCGGCACCACCACCGUCAACAUCACCCUGAGCGAUGUCAACGAUAACCCGCCGCGGUUCUCCAAAAGUUUCUUUCACCUGCGAGUUCCCGAGUCGUCGGCGCUGGGCUCGGCCGUGGGAAGGAUCAAGGCCCACGACCUGGACGUCGGGAGGAACGCCGAGGUGGAGUACACCAUCGUGCCGGGCGAUGGAGGCGCCAUGUUCGACAUCACCACCAACAGCCACAACCAGGAGGGCAUCAUCAUCCUCAAAAAGCCCCUGGACUACGAAAGCAAGAAGGCGUACACCUUUAAAGUAGAUGCCACCAAUGCUCAUCUGGAUCCGCGUUUCCAGAGCUUUGGGGCCUUCAAAGACACAGCAACCGUGAAGAUUAACGUUUUGGAUGUGGAUGAGCCCCCGGUGUUCAAUAAGCCUUCGUAUGUGAUGGAUGUGCAUGAGGACACACCCGCAGGCACCAUCAUCGGAGCGGUGACGGCACAGGACUUAGAUGCCAGCAGCAGUCCAGUCAGGUAUUCCAUCGACUGGAAGAGCGACAUGGACAGCUACUUCGACAUCGAUCCGGUGGAAGGGACGAUUUCCACCAACGAGCAACUGGACCGAGAGACCAUCGCCCAGCACAACAUCUCCAUCGUGGCCACCAAACUCAACAGCCCGGUCCUGACCAGUCGAGUGGCCGUCACCGUCCACGUCCUGGACAUCAACGAGUUCCCGCCUGAACUCUCCAGUCCUUACGAGACCUUCGUGUGUGAAAAUGCUAAAAUGGGACAGGUGAUUCAAAUCUUUGGUGCCAGAGACCAGGAUCUCCCGCCGUCUGGACAACAUUUCUCCUUCAAAUCGCCAAAGGAAGAUUUCAAAAGCAACAAGAAUUUCACCAUCCGAGACUUUGGAAAUAACACGGCUGGAAUCGUAACGAAGCGGAACGGCUUCAGACGGCGUUUGCAGGAGAUCUACUUCCUCCCCGUGGUGAUUGAGGAUAAUGGCUACCCGCCCAAGAGCAGCACAGGCACCCUGACCAUCCGCGUGUGUGGGUGCGAAUCCGACGGAUCCCUGUUGACCUGCAGCGCCGAGGCCAUCUUCCUGCCCGUGGGUCUGAGCACCGGCGCUCUGAUCGCCAUCCUUCUCUGUAUCAUCAUCCUGUUAGUGAUCGUGGUCCUGUACGUGGGCCUGAGGCGGCAGAAGAAGAAGGAGACCCUCAUGUCGUCCAAGGAGGACAUCCGGGACAACGUCAUCCACUACGACGACGAGGGCGGCGGCGAGGAGGACACGCACGCCUUCGACAUGGGGACGCUCCGCAACCCCAAGGUGGUCAAGGAGAACCUGUUCCGCAGGGACGUCAAACCCGAGCUGAAGCGAGACCCCCGGCCGCCCGUCUCCAAGGACAGCGCCGACAUCCGGGACUUCAUCCACCAGCGUCUCACGGAGCACGACAGGGACAACUCCGCCCCCCCCUACGACUCGCUGGCCACGUACGCCUACGAGGGCGGCGGCUCCGUGGCCGAGUCGCUGAGCUCCAUCGAGUCGCUGGCCGUGGAGCUGGAGGAGGACUACGACUACCUCAACGACUGGGGGCCGCGCUUCAAGACUUUGGCGGGAAUAUUUGGGGACCAGUCGGAAACUCGGUCGGACUCAACGACCACAGAGACUCACUGA
Molecule: messenger RNA, 2412 nt
Organism: Limanda limanda (common dab)
Lineage: Eukaryota; Metazoa; Chordata; Actinopteri; Pleuronectiformes; Pleuronectidae
Product: cadherin-12-like
Exons: 11
Coding region: 1-2412 (803 amino acids)
Biological process (GO): cell morphogenesis; cell-cell junction assembly; homophilic cell-cell adhesion
Cellular component (GO): adherens junction; plasma membrane; catenin complex
Molecular function (GO): calcium ion binding; cadherin binding
Source: RefSeq, a predicted model, not a curated record